AUGGUGUCUUUUCUUGAAAGCGACGAGUGGACUGUUUCGGAUGGUGUCAGCACGAAGGCAAGGCUUCUGUUAGAGAAAAUAACACUGACGCCACUUGAAGCACAAGACCUUGAGAAGAACUCGCGGAGGCAGCGCGACAGUGCUACCUGGCUUCAGGCAAGGCAGUACCGCCUGACUGCAUCGAACUUUGGCACCGUACAUCGUCACGGCGAGUGGACAGAGAAGGGACUGGCAAACCUGACCUCAACAAAGGAUUUGUCCAGGGUUCCUGCCAUCCGGUAUGGGAUUGUCAACGAGCCUAAAGCACUGCAACGCUACGAGGACGUUUUAAAGAGCAGGGGCCGAGACGUCCAUCUGUCGAGUGCGGGGCUGUUCGUGGAUCCUGACCAACCAUGGCUCGGAGCAACUCCAGAUGCAAUUGUGCUUCCACAAAGCGUCCAGCAAGACGGACCACCGGUGACACAUCACCAGGACCAUCUUCCAAUACAAACCACACAAAUUUCGACCAAGAAUCCCCAGAAAUCAAGCGGCUGUGCAUGA
Molecule: messenger RNA, 540 nt
Organism: Ixodes scapularis (black-legged tick)
Lineage: Eukaryota; Metazoa; Arthropoda; Arachnida; Ixodida; Ixodidae
Exons: 4
Coding region: 1-540 (179 amino acids)
Source: RefSeq, a predicted model, not a curated record